AUGACGAUUAAAAUAGUGGCGUGUUUCUAUGUGAAGUCUAACGCGAGUAGUUCUGCCGCUGCUGCGCUCCUCGUUAUCUGGGUUUGUCUUUUGGUUGCCCAAUAUACCAAGUUUACAUUUAGGAAUAUACAGCAGUCAUUAACUGAUAACCGGUUAUCAUCUGAGCCGAAGAAUGCAUCGCUAAACCCUUCAAAAGUCAUUCCCUUGGCAUUUGGUAUGCUAAUUUCUUUGAAUCUUAAACAUGAGAACAGACUCAUUAUCUUCACAUGCUAUUCUCGGGACGAAUUACGGAAGAAUCCCUUAAUCUCUAUUGUGAGAGGCAUUGUCGGCGAGCAACCUAGCAAUGCUAUCCCCGGGUCACCGGUACCCUUGAAAGACCCCACGGCGUUUACAGGCCGUAAUGUUUCAAAGUCUGACACAGAUGACCAAUACGUAGCACAACACCACUAUUUUGUCGCAUAG
Messenger RNA from Lodderomyces elongisporus, 462 nucleotides. RefSeq lists its product as uncharacterized. Bases 1 to 462 code for a protein of 153 amino acids. The record is from RefSeq and is a predicted model, not a curated record. NCBI's taxonomy places the organism in Eukaryota, Fungi, Ascomycota, Pichiomycetes, Serinales, Debaryomycetaceae. The transcript is spliced from 3 exons.